Molecule: messenger RNA, 312 nt
Organism: Mycosarcoma maydis (corn smut)
Lineage: Eukaryota; Fungi; Basidiomycota; Ustilaginomycetes; Ustilaginales
Exons: 1
Coding region: 1-312 (103 amino acids)
Source: RefSeq, a predicted model, not a curated record
AUGGCGCGUGCGCUUCUAGUGGCGCGUGCUUCUAGACUUGGGAGCGACAACUACGAACGGGACUCUGGCACCGAUCGCGCGCGAAAGUGGAUCCGAGACGUGCGCCACACAGCCUUUGAGUAUGCUUGGCUGAGCCAGGACCAGCUCACGAGGCAAAAACGUCUCAGAGAACGUGCCAAAGACCCUUUAAAGGUCUGCGACUCGCAACAUCUUAACGCGGCUUACCUUACGGUCACGGAUCUGGAACAAGCGCGUCAUUACGACCUUGCAGCCCAUUCCCAGUCUAACCAGAAGACUCACGUCAGCCAAUGA